Messenger RNA from Oppia nitens, 453 nucleotides. Its product is annotated as enoyl-CoA delta isomerase 2-like. Bases 1 to 453 code for a protein of 150 amino acids. The record is from RefSeq and is a predicted model, not a curated record. Lineage: Eukaryota; Metazoa; Arthropoda; Arachnida; Sarcoptiformes; Oppiidae. The transcript has a single exon.
AUGUUGUCCAGUUUGUCGACACCACUGUUCGGCAAUUUGUGGCUUCGUUUAUCAAUUUUCCCUAAACCGUUGAUCGCUGCGGUAAACGGCAGCGGCCAUUGGUGUAGCGGCCCCACUACACUGGCACUGGUCGACUGUGUAGUCGUAUCGGAUUCGGCCUAUUUUUCGACACCGUUUUCAUCGCUAGGAUUGUCGGUCGAAUGUUGCUCGACUUAUACGUUCCCGCAGAUUAUGGGCCAAUCAAUGGCCGCACAAAUGUUGUAUUUUAAUCACAAGAUGUCGGCCACUGAGGCCCUACAGUCGGGACUCGUAUCGCGAGUCAUACCCAGUGCUGAGUUUGACGAUUACAUCGAGAAUUGGAUAUUCGCCGAACGCAUCGGUAUUGUCAACACAUGUUAUCCUCAGUCGAUGCGUGCGUCCAAACAGUUGGUCCGAUCGGCGGCCAUACGAUGA